Messenger RNA from Dracunculus medinensis (Guinea worm), 325 nucleotides. Lineage: Eukaryota; Metazoa; Nematoda; Chromadorea; Rhabditida; Dracunculidae. The record is from the annotation of a GenBank genome assembly.
GCAAGAAAGUGAAAGAAAAAAAAUUAUUUUUCAUCUAUUUUGCGUGUUUAUUUACAUAAUUUUAUCAAUAAAUUUUAAAUGUUUUCACAACACUUCUCACAUGCAUUUUUUUGCAGAAAAAGGAAAAGGAAAAGUGGCAUAUUACGGAACAACAGAAUUUGCUGAAGGAAUCUGGGUUGGUGUGAUUCUGGAUGAACCAAACGGUAAAAAUAAUGGAACUGUUAAAGGUGUCAAAUAUUUCGAAUGUACUAAUAAUUAUGGAGUUUUUGUGAAACUAAUGGUUGUUAAAUUGCGAAAUUUUAUCGAUAAAAUAGUUGGAAAUUGA